Molecule: messenger RNA, 756 nt
Organism: Parnassius apollo (apollo)
Lineage: Eukaryota; Metazoa; Arthropoda; Insecta; Lepidoptera; Papilionidae
Source: the annotation of a GenBank genome assembly
AUGUUUCGGGUUAAUAAUUUUGAUAAAUUACUUGAUAAAGCAACUAGCAAUCUACGUCUGGAACCCGACUGGCCAACAAUCCUUCAAAUUUGUGAUUUAAUUAGACAAAAUGAUUGCUCUCCCAAAUAUGCAGUUGCGGCUGUUAAAAAGAAGCUGUACUCACAGAAUCCUCAUCAGGCUAUGUUUGCACUAUUGACACUUGAAAGUAUUGUUAAAAACUGUGGAUCUGGAGUGCAUGAUGAAGUAGCAUCUAAAGCAUUCUGUGAAAUGCUUAAAGACUUGGUUAAGUCAACUCAACAUGAAAACUUACGCAGUAAGAUCCUAGAGCUUAUACAAGCAUGGGCAUUUGCAUUCCGAAACUCACCAAAGUAUAGAGCUGUGCAGGACACUGUGACCAUUCUUAAGGCUGAAUCUUUUAAAUUUCCUCCAUUGAAAGAAUCUGAUGCAAUGUUUUCUGCUGAUACUGCACCAGAAUGGGCAGAUGGAGAAGUCUGUCACAGAUGUCGUGUUGCAUUUUCAUUAAUGGUAAGACGCCAUCAUUGUCGAGCUUGUGGCCAAGUGUUUUGCCAACAAUGCAGUUCUAAGACAUCCACUUUGCCUAAAUUUGGCAUAGAAAAGGAGGUCCGCGUUUGUGAUGCAUGUUAUGAUAAAGUCAGCCGCCCACCAUCAUCUACUGCUAAACCUAAAUCAAGCAUCCUUGGAAGUGAAAUAAGUACAACUCCAAAUCAGGAUCAUUGUUUAAAGUCCAGCAAGUAA